CUCUCCGCCAGUACCACCCUCGCGCUCCCCUCGUCCUCGGCGCUUAGGAAGGCACCGCCCGUCCACCGCUAGUGCGCGACGGCCAGCACCGUAGCAAGCAGACGCACGGUCACGAGACAGACUACUGUUGGUAAGGAGCGGCUGGAAACUUCUGGCUUGAUGGAGGCAGAGCACCGUUCGGAGCGUACCGAGGGCGAUAUGAGCAAAGUCAGUGUGAAGAGAAACAAGAGCAAAAAGAAAGAGGGGAAGAAGAAGAAAGAGGAAGAAGCUGAGACGAAAGGGCAGACAGUUGAUGCCACGGCUGAAAAUUCAGUGGCAGAGAGAGGCGAGGUUGAGGGGAAACAAUCUAGCAAGUCAAGGAAGAGCAAGCGCAAGCGUAGCGAUGCUGGCGAGGCUUCUGUUGGUGAUCAUGUUGUGACAAGAGAAGAUAAGAAGAGAAAGAAGAAGCAUACAGUUGUGCUGGAAAAGAGCAGCCAACCCAAAAAUACUAGUAAAGGUGAGCAUGGAGAGAUCAAGGAGAGGGUUAAGGAAAGCAAUGAAUCCAGUCCAAAAUUUAGCGAGAAUGCAUCUGCUGGGAGAGAGGAAGCUGACGUAGAUGGAAAAAAUGAGAAAAAGAAAAAGAAGAGCAGGGAGGGGACACAAGAAGGAAUGAAGGAGAAAGAAAAGGCAGUUCGGUCAAAGAACAAGGGUAAGCGGGUGAGCUUUGCUGAUUCCACAGAGGUGCUUAGAACCGAAGUUGGUGACAACGAGGGGAUCAAAGGAGGAAUAAAGAAGAGAAAAAAGGCAUCUCAGUCAAAGAAUAAGGGUAAGCGGGUGAGCUUCGCUGAUUCUGCAGAGCACUGA
Lolium rigidum is the source of this 843-nucleotide messenger RNA. RefSeq lists its product as uncharacterized. The transcript has 3 exons. Lineage: Eukaryota; Viridiplantae; Streptophyta; Magnoliopsida; Poales; Poaceae. The coding region runs from base 160 to 843 and encodes 227 amino acids. The record is from RefSeq and is a predicted model, not a curated record.